AUGGAGAGUCACGGUCGUGGCGCGGUUGACGGAAGGCAGCUGCUGCUGCUUGCUGCGUCUACCUCCUUGACGUUUCUCGUCGUCACCGCGUCGAUCGCCAGCGACCAGCCAAGCGCCAGGAGGCAGCAGGCGGAGCAGCGGAAUCUGGUGGGCAGGGUGGAGGAGUUUGAAGGCGAGCUGGGAUAUCACGUGAAAGACAAAUUCAGGUCUCAUCCCGAGCGUGCAGGGUUGCCCAUCCGCCCCCUGGGAUUCCCCCUGGACACGGCCCUACUGCCCAACAUCAUGAUGGGUUAUUAUGACCGUUUGCAAGCGCCAAACCCCAAAUCCUUCGACCCGUUCAGGCACCUGGCCAGGCAUGGCGGCGCCUCAGGUGGUCCCUCAGGUGGCCCCUCAGGUGCCUCCGACGAUGCAAGCUCUCUUGUGAAGCUGGCCUGCCACGGACCCCCCUGUCCCUCAUUCGGACCCUGCUCAGGUGAAUUCCCAAAUAUUCAGGCGUGCUGGAACGAACACCUGGUGGAUGAGGCAGAAAAGGAUAUACCCCCGCCAGUCAACUGCCCCCUCAAGAGUCGACCCAAGGGAGCAGCAGCGGCCAGGGGAGGGAAGGCGAGGGGAUUGACGGAUUACAACGAGACGUGCUCGCACAGGCAGGACUUCACCCCGCACGAGGCGUCAGCUCUGCAGCUGUUCCGGGUGGAGGGCGUGUAUGUGACGUUCGAUGGGCUUGUGGUGAACCGCUCGCACGUGCUUGUGAAGAACGGGUGCCGCCGCUGGUGGCGCAAGGCCAACUACAGUCCGGAGCACAGGGUGCAGCACCUCUCAGGAGCGGCGUUCAACUGGGCGACGGUGCCCGCAGCCAACUUCUACCACUUCAUGAUCGAGCUUCUCCCGCUCUUCCUCGUCGCCCUGCCGCUCAUGCCCUCGCCUCUACGGGACGUUCCCUGGCUCAUACGCGAGGGCCAGGUGCGUGGGGGAGGAAGGAAUGGGGGAAGAGGAGUGGGAAUUAGGUGUGUUGUGGGGGAAGGGAGGUGGCCGCUGUACGAGCAGCUGGGUGCGCCAAUCAUCGGCAUCAAUCCAAGCGCCAUCCGCUUGCUGCCCAUGGUGGAGAACGACCUCUUCCAUGCGCACGUGCUCUUCCAGCCCAUGUUCCAGGAUUGUGACCAUCCCAGUCGUCCCCUCUGGCGUCUGCUGCGUCGUCACCACCUGCUGCACCCCACAGGCCUCCCCCUCUUCAACCCCAACUGGACCUACCGUGCCCAACCGCCUCUCACCGCACUCCAAGCGCGGGAACUCCCCAGUAACUGGGUUAUUCUGCUGGCCAAGCGGCCAAAGGGGAAGCGGCGCUCUCUAGUAAACUAUGAAGAGGUGGAAGCGGAAGUGAUGCGGAUUUUCAAGCAUGAGAGAGUGGUUAUAUUCGAAGGCUUUCUCCCCAUUCUCGAAGCCCGUGCACUCUUCAGACGCACGCGCCUAUUCGUAGCAAGCCAUGGGGCGUCCCUCACCAACAUGAUCUUCAUGCCGGAAGGAGCAACAGUGCUGGAACUUCGACCGGACGAGUGCCCAGUGACAGUAUUCCACCUGCUCGCCAACGCCUGCUCCCUCUCCUACCACGUUGUGUUUGGUAAAGGGAACUGGUCGUCUGAAUCCGUAGCUAAUGUGCCUAGAGUAUCGCGUGUGCUAGAAGAUAUUCGGACGAUGUUCCUGGAAGAGGAUAGAAGACUUGGGUAA
Messenger RNA from Closterium sp. NIES-65, 1722 nucleotides. The record is from the annotation of a GenBank genome assembly. NCBI's taxonomy places the organism in Eukaryota, Viridiplantae, Streptophyta, Zygnematophyceae, Desmidiales, Closteriaceae.